AUGUCUUCCUCGAUAACACUGGUACUGCCCUUGAUUUCAACGGGGAACGUUCCCCAGCUGGCCACAGAUUUGAUUUUACAUUCCCUGUCCGCCGACUUUUCGUUCGUGCAGGAUCUGGAUUCCACGUACUUGCAUCCGUUUGUGGGUCCAUUGGACUACACUAUAGAUGAUUUACAGGGGAAUGGAUCUCUUGGGCCAGAUACUCCACAGCUCUAUAGGGACCAUCUGGCCACCAAGAAGUUUUCAUCCGCUUUGGAACUGUUUGCCAACAAGGAUAAAACCGUAUACAUAGUCCAGCAGAGGACACCUAUAGUGCAGGGUUACAUCAACAGUUUCACUAUGGAGGUUAUAAUACCGCUUAUUCAGGAAUUGCAGGCUACGAACGUCACCGUGUUGGACUCGUACGGGACGCUGGACGAUAUUGCCGCGCCCAGGGGUGCAGUGGCGGAACUCGGUGCAGCAACCGGUGGGAAUUUUAGCAACCUUUCAAUUGGUGUGUGUCAAGUGAAAUCAAUUGCGGACAUGAUCGAAAAUUUCCAGACGGUUCUCAACUUACAGCUGGACCCAGAUUCCGCAGUUCAUUACACAAACUCGCUAUUUACGUUCAGCUCGAACAGCCCGUUACAAGAAAUCUCCACCAGCCAGCAGGUUUUCAAAAUGGCUUACCAUAUAUUGAAUUGUCCCUCAAUGACCACUUUGAAGGAAAUUAAAUACGCAUCUCUGUUUGUUCACGAGGGGGACAAUUCGGUUGAUGCAAUGCUGUUGUGCGAACAUCUGCCCCAAUUGAUAGAUGCCCCGGUUUUGAAGAUCGAAAAGUUUAAAACGCCAGUGUCAUGGAAGGGUGUGUAUGGACUGAACAGUGUACCUUCUACAAUGGACGAAGGUAUCUACAUUUGA
Huiozyma naganishii CBS 8797 is the source of this 897-nucleotide messenger RNA. RefSeq names its product Add66p (gene ADD66). The transcript has a single exon. The coding region runs from base 1 to 897 and encodes 298 amino acids. Gene Ontology annotation, cellular component: cytosol; nucleus. NCBI's taxonomy places the organism in Eukaryota, Fungi, Ascomycota, Saccharomycetes, Saccharomycetales, Saccharomycetaceae. Gene Ontology annotation, biological process: proteasome assembly. The record is from RefSeq and is a predicted model, not a curated record.